AUGCCCCUGCCCAAGCCCAGUGAGCAGGAGGGCAAGAGCGUGAAGGCCGGCCAGGAGCCCUCCCCUGAGUCCCCUGAGCCGGGCACAGAUGUCUUCCCCGCAGCCCCCAGGAAGCCCAGAAAGUUCUCCAAACUGGUGUUGCUGACGGCCUCCAAGGACAGUGCCAAAGUGGCGGGGGCCAAGCGCAAAGGAGUGCACUGCAUCAUGUCCCUGGGGGUGCCCAGCCCCGCCACCCUUGCCAAAGCCCUUCUCAAGAUCCAUCCCGAGGCUCAGCGGGCCAUCGAGGCCACCCCCCAGGAGCCUGAGCAAAAACGCAGCAAGCUGGACACAGAUGGAAAAGAAGACGGAAAGUUGGCAGGACAGCCUGCCCCCAGUCCCUUGGUGGAUGGGGAGGAGUCCACCAUGGGCCCCAUCGUGUCCAGAGAGGACCCGUAG
This is a messenger RNA of Lipotes vexillifer (Yangtze River dolphin), 435 nucleotides long. RefSeq names its product FLYWCH family member 2 (gene FLYWCH2). Bases 1 to 435 code for a protein of 144 amino acids. The transcript has 2 exons. NCBI's taxonomy places the organism in Eukaryota, Metazoa, Chordata, Mammalia, Artiodactyla, Lipotidae. The record is from RefSeq and is a predicted model, not a curated record.